AUGUCCAUCGCUAUUGAACGACAUGUCCCAACUAACUGUAUGCUCGCGGAGCUAUGUAGAUACUCAAAUUCUAAUUCCUCCCAUUCCAGUUCGAGUUCCACGACCACCUCUUCUGCCUCCAAUUAUUCGUCUACUACAACUAGUGUAACCUCCGCACUAUCUUCAUCCCUUACAAGUUCCGCUACAAUCCCCGGCAAUACCUCUAGCUCAUCUAUGGCUUCCAGCUCCUCAAAGAGUCCUUCGAAAACUCCUCAGAUCCUCGCUGGCCUGUUUGGAUCCCUUGCUUUCCUCCUCCUACUUAUUGGCGUCUUUCUCUACCUUUGGAGCCGCCGCCGCCGCAGGCAAGGCAUCGUAGACUGGUUCGCGCAAACUCGAAAUCCUGUCUCUACUGCCUCCUUUCUCUCCCGCAGCCCGACGUUUGUCAGCCGACGUGGUAGCAUGCCUGAAUCCACGACAAGCAGGAGCGCGUUCUUCACCGCCGAGGAGGCUAUGGCCUCGUCCAUGUACACGUCCCAUCGAUAUGGCGCAUACGCACCUGCGAUGGUCUCAGCUUCGCGGGUCAACUACCACCAUAGCGGUGCAUUCCCGAUGCAGGACAGGGAGUAUCCCGGGAAUGGGCCCUUGUCGGUCGUCUGGCCUGAUGGACGGUCCAAGUCGCAUCUGUCCUUACUCAACUCGCAGUCGAAUUCGUCGGACCGGCGGCCUGUCGUACCUCCGUCGGUCUGGCAGAGCAGAGGGGAUCCAAUGGAAAGAGAGAGUAGAUAUGCGUUUUCGGACGCUGGAACAUGCGAGACUGGGAUCACUGGAUUGGCGCUGUAG
Fibroporia radiculosa is the source of this 819-nucleotide messenger RNA. RefSeq lists its product as uncharacterized. The transcript is spliced from 3 exons. NCBI's taxonomy places the organism in Eukaryota, Fungi, Basidiomycota, Agaricomycetes, Polyporales, Fibroporiaceae. The record is from RefSeq and is a predicted model, not a curated record. The coding region runs from base 1 to 819 and encodes 272 amino acids.